AUGGAUGAUGCUGAAGGUUAUGAAAUCAAUCGUCAAACACAACUCCAUACGAAGCAGACAUUAUUGGACACUGACGUGUUUAUUGAAAUUCUUUCAAGAACAUCAUUAAAGACAUUUCAUAUCAUACGUCGUACAAGUAAACAUCUUGAAAAACUAACGUACAACAGCCAUGUUCUUGAUCUUUUCAAGGGGAAAAAUAAUGUGCUUCAUGGAGUUAUUGUUCAACAAAAGAAAGUUUGGGGAUCGAUAGAACGUAAGUUUGUUUCGUCUUGUGGUUCGAUUAACUUUGACAUUGGUUGUAUACCAAAUUCAUGUACAAUCUUAGCAACUUCAUUGAACGGACUCAUUCUUGGUGAAUGUGAUUGUUCGGAUGAAUAUCCGGAAAAGUUUUUAUUUAUUUGUAAACCGACGACAUUAGAUUGCAGAACAUUACCAUUUUCGAUAUAUAAGUACAUAGCGGUCAAGUUUGCUAUGGUGGUUAUGCGUUCGAACCCGUUUCAUUUCAAGAUAAUUCGUUUAUCAUAUGCAGAGUCAGAUGACGUGACAAACGAUCGUGACUAUGAAAACUUCCGACAAGAAUUAUUUCAGUCCACUACAUGGGAAUGGAGGGACCUUGGUAAUAUUCGGUUACCAUAUUCUGUUCAUCCGGUAUCGGACGAAACAAUCAUAAGUAAAGGUGUAGUUUACAUCUUAUUGUCAAACUAUCAAAUUUUGCAGUUUGAUGCAUAUUCUGAAGAAUAUGCGUAUCAACAGACAAAGGUUCACUUUAUUUCUCAAGUCAACAUCGAUUUGAUCAACAUGGAGAUGCUUGGUCGUUUUUCUAAAAGCCUUGGGUAUACAACUUUGGGGAACUGGUAUCAUAUGCCAACCGAAGAAAACAGUGGGUUGUCAAUGAUUCCAAUUCUAAAUGAUGAAUGUUUGGGACCCUUCAAGACGAUAGUUAGGGCACACAAAUUCAGAGAGAUUGAACAUCUCUAUGUUGAACACAGGACUGUGUUUGUUCCAAUCAAUUUCCCACACUUUUUGAUGAACUCACCAUCCAAACGUGUUGAGAAGCUUAUUCACAUGUUUGUAACAGAACAUCCAAUGGCAACAGUUGAUGAUGGAAUAGCAUACAUCAAACAUAUGCUAAACAUGACCAUUCCAAGAGAAAAAAUGGAGGAUGCUAUGGACAUGGCCAAAGAGAAUGUCAUAGCAUGGAAAAACAUAGUAUAUAUUGUAAUGGAUAGUCUUGGUAAUACAUCUGUUCAUUCAAGUGACAUUGAUUUUCCGUUAACAACCGAUGUUUCUACCGCUUUACCUUCUGAUACUAUUGAAGACGAACAAGUCACGAGACGACGCCGUGGAGGUCGUCCUAGGGUAAGAGGACGACCUCCAGAUUGUAGCAUUGACGAUAUUACUUCCCCAAGGUGUCGUCGUGGGAGACCAUCUUUUGUUGUGUCUCCUUACUUUGUUGGUGACAAUGCUCAUCGGUAUUCACAACAUGGAAGUAUACAUGUCAAUGAGAAUAUUAUUACUUCAAAUUCGGUACCUAGCAUGGCAUUCUCAUCAGCCUGUACUGUCAACAUCGACGUGACGCGCGCUUCCAAUCGGCCAUCACCUCAUAUGAUAAUUUCUUCAAGUACAACUAUUGGUAUUGACGGGAAUCCAGUUCAUUCGACUAUAAUGAGUAACUUGAAUGCUCCAAGUACAACUAAUAACUCAGUUGUACAUUCGGUGGUACGAACUUAUAGUCUGCAUAAUGGUAGAAGUUCUACUGUUUUACCUUCUAAUACCUUUGAAGCCCCAGCAGUCAGGAGACCAAGUCGGGGAGGUCGUCCUCGGGUCGUAUGUUGUCGUAUUGGGAUUGUGGCGAUGCAACUCGCACAUGUAUACACUGUGAAGCUAUAUUAUGAACUCUUGUCUAUGCUAGAUGAGAAUAACUCAUUGGUUCAAGCAUUUCGUAUGGCUAAAGAUAGGUUCCAUGAGUCAUCAACACAGUCGGUUAAGAUUCGAUUAAUUGGUAACCGAACCAAAGACGGGAGACAGUAUAAUCUACCAACUGUAUCUGAAGUAGCUGCAUUGAUUCCAGGUGAUGGUAGUCCUAUACAGUCUCGUGAUGUACUUAUUGAGGAUCGUGGUGAUGGUACUGUGCGAAGGAUAAGUGAACUGCAUCCAUCUUUUAUGGCGUUGCAGUAUCCGUUACUUUUCCCAUAUGGAGAAGAUGGGUUCCAUUUAAAUAUCCCUUUAUCGAGUAAAACUCUACAUAAAGCCGGUCGCUUGUUUCAUACAUUCAUAGUUGAUGCUUAUGUUGCAGUGCUUGAACAUGAUUUAGAUUGGUAUAAGAGAAACCAAAGUACUAUUCACUCCGAGCUGUAUCAUGGUUUGACUGAUAGUUUAUGUAGAUGCGAAACAAGUGCUUCAUAUGUGGGUCGUCGAGUUAUACUACCAUCAUCAUUCAAUGGUGGACUGAGGCAUAAGAUACAACAAUAUCAGAAUGCAAUGGCCAUAUGUCGUUGGGCUGGAACUCCGGAUUUAUUUGUUACGAUGACGUGCAACCCUAAAUGA
Molecule: messenger RNA, 2547 nt
Organism: Lactuca virosa
Lineage: Eukaryota; Viridiplantae; Streptophyta; Magnoliopsida; Asterales; Asteraceae
Source: the annotation of a GenBank genome assembly